Molecule: messenger RNA, 3669 nt
Organism: Aricia agestis (brown argus)
Lineage: Eukaryota; Metazoa; Arthropoda; Insecta; Lepidoptera; Lycaenidae
Exons: 26
Coding region: 1-3669 (1222 amino acids)
Biological process (GO): sodium ion transmembrane transport
Cellular component (GO): membrane
Molecular function (GO): L-amino acid transmembrane transporter activity
Source: RefSeq, a predicted model, not a curated record
AUGAAUGAUGAUGCAGAUCAAAAAGAUCAGAGUGUCGAGAAUGGGGAACACGAAAACGGUGGUUUUGAUCCCUCGCCCGAAGUGGUUAGCAAUGAAAAGAAGAUGUCACUGGCCCCAUCUGUAAAAGGAGAGGAUGAAAAACCAGUCAACGAACGACCACAGUGGGAUAACCAAUAUGAGUUUCUCAUGUCGUGUAUCGCCACCUCCGUGGGCUUGGGCAACGUGUGGCGGUUCCCGUUCGUCGCCUACCAGAACGGCGGAGGAGCCUUCCUCAUUCCCUACAUCAUUGUGCUGGUGGUGAUAGGCAAGCCGAUGUACUUCCUGGAGACCGUGAUCGGACAAUUCAGCAAUAGCAACUGCGUCAAAGUGUGGGACAUGUCGCCAGCUAUGAGAGGUACCGGCUACGCUCAAACUCUCGGCGCAGCAUACGUGUUAUCCUACUACAUGUCGAUCAUCGGCCUCUGCAUGUACUACUUCGCUAUGAGCUUCAGCGGGACGCUGCCGUGGGCGGUGUGCCAGCCGGACUGGCCGAACUGCGUGCCGUCGGGCGCGUCCGUCAACAUGACCGCCAUCGAGGGGGAACCGACUAGCAGCGCCGAGUACUACUUCACGCGUACGGUUUUGCGACAAUCUGACGGAAUCCAUGACGGCAUAGGUACCCCGAUUUGGGACCUAACCCUGUGCCUGCUGGCGUCGUGGGCGGUGAUCUGGCUGAUCGUGGCCCGCGGGGUCAAGAGUUCGGGCAAGGCCGCCUGGUUCCUCGCCAUCUUCCCCUACUGCGUGCUCAUCAUCCUGCUCAUCAGAGCUGUAACGUUGCCUGGUGCAGUGAACGGUAUCAUUUUCUUCAUCAAUCCAGAGUGGUCAAAGAUUUUGGAGCUUCAAGUGUGGUACGCCGCAGUGACGCAGGUGUUCUUCUCCCUGUCCGUGUGCUCCGGAGCUCUCAUCAUGUUCUCGUCGUAUAACGGCUUCACACAGAAUGUAUACAGGGAUUCAAUGAUCGUGACAACCCUGGACACGUUCACGAGUCUGAUCUCGGGCAUCACGAUAUUCGGCGUGCUGGGCAACCUCGCCUACGAGCUCAACUACGACGACGUCAGUGACGUCAUCAAGGGCGGCGGCACCAGCUUGGCCUUCAUAUCCUACCCUGACGCCAUCGCUAAAUCGCCGUUUGCACCACAGCUCUUCGCAGUACUAUUCUUCCUCAUGAUGGCCGUAUUGGGCAUCGGUAGUGGUGUAGCCCUGUUGUCCACCGUCAACACUUUGCUUCUGGACGCCUUCCCCAAAGUGCCCACCAUCGUCAUGUCCUCCAUCGUCUGUGUCUGUGGCUUCCUCGUUGGACUAAUUUAUGUGACACCGGGUGGUCAAUACGUUCUGGAAAUAGUUGAUCACUACGGCGGCAGUUUUAUGAGGUUGUUCGCUUCCAUCGCGGAAACCAUGGGCGUGUGUUGGAUUUAUGGUGUGGAGAACCUUUGCCUGGACAUAGAGUACAUGUUGGGCAUCAAGAUAUCGGCGUUCUGGCGCGUGUGCUGGGCCAUAGUCACGCCGGUGCUGAUGUGCACGGUGUUCUUCUACUCCAUGAUCACAGCGGAGAGGAUCGUCUUCGGCGAGGACUAUGAAUAUCCUUGGGGAGCUUACCUUGCCGGAGACUUGCUACAAUACGCCGGCAUGGCGAUGGUGCCUCUGUUCAUCAUUAUCGGUUUAUGGAUAUAUAGAUCGAAGAAUGUAGUAGAGACCUUCAAGAACGCAUUCCGCAAGAGGCCAACAUACGGACCCACCGAUCCGGAAAGAUUCCGCGACUGGAAGAACUUCAAACAACAGAAGAAAGAGGAGCGAGAGGCCAAACGGAAGAAUCUGCUGCAUCACUACUGCGUUAUACUGUUCAAAGGAUAUUCGAGAAUGGCAGACAUGUCCUGCCGAAAGCGACCAAGAUGGGACAACAAAUACGAGUUCUGGGUGUCGAUUAUAUCAGCGACGGUCGGUUUUGGCAACGUCUGGAGGUUUCCUUUCAUAGCUUUUCAAAAUGGCGGUGGCGCCUUCUUGAUCCCAUACGUGAUAAUCCUGGUAUUAAUAGGCUCACCGUUGUACUUCCUGGAAACGAGUGUAGGACAAUUCAGUAACAGGAACUGCGUUAACGUUUGGGAGAUGUCACCAGCUAUGAAAGGCACUGGCUACGCACAGACGUUGGGAGCGGCGUACAAUCUGACCUACAACGUAUCUCUAAUCGCCCUGUGCCUCUACUACAUCGCUAUGAGUUUCUCCAACCCGCUGCCUUGGUCAGUCUGUGACCCCGAGUGGACCGACUGCAUCCCGUCAGGAACGUCGGUCAAUAUGAGCGAGGUUGAAGGUGAUCUUGUAAGCAGUGCUGAGUAUUUCUUUAGACGAACUGUUCUACGUCAGUCGGAUGGAAUUCACGAUGGCAUUGGAACUCCUCUAUGGGAUCUCUCACUGUGCCUGCUCGCCGGCUGGAUCAUCAUAUUCGUGGUGGUAUCACGGGGCAUCAAGAGCUCCGGAAAAGCGGCCUGGUUCUUCGCCUUGUUCCCUUAUGUUGGAUUAACGGUUUUGUUGAUCAGGGCAGUCACUUUGCCAGGGGCUGAAGAUGGUAUACUCUUUCUAAUAACCCCGCAAUGGCACAGAAUGUUAGAAUUCGGUGUGUGGUACCAAGCAGCAACGCAAAUUUUCUUCUCCCUAUCAGUCAGUUCUGGAAUUCUGAUCAUGUAUUCCUCAUAUAACAAUUACAAUAACAAUGUUUAUAAGGUAUCCUUGCUCGUGUCGUACUUGGACAGUGUGACGAGUUUGGUGGCCGCCAUCAUAGUAUUCGCCGUGUUGGGUAACUUGGCACACGAGCUCAACUAUGACGACAUCACGAAAGUGAUCAAGGGCGGCGGCACCAGCUUGGCCUUCAUAUCGUAUCCUGACGCGAUCGCUAAAUCACCGUUUGCACCACAGCUGUUCGCUGUACUGUUUUUCUUGAUGUUGGUAUCCCUGGGUCUCGGGUGCGGCGUGGCCAUGAUGUCGACAGUCAACACGAUGUUGCUGGACAAGUUCCCCCGAGUGCCAUUCACUUUGAUGUCCAUCGGUGUAUGUGUUUGCGGCUUCUCCGUAGGACUCGUUUAUAUGACACCGGGUGGCCAAUACAUACUGGAAAUUGUGGAUUUCUACGGUGGACCUUUUAUGAGGGUGUUUACGUCAAUCCCUGAAACUAUAGGCUUUUGCUGGAUUUAUGGAAUAGAAAACAUCUGCCUGGACAUUGAGUUCAUGUUGAAGAGGAAGACGUCGUCCUACUGGCGCGUGUGUUGGGCGGUCGUCACGCCCAUAUUCAUGUUCGUCAUAUUCACAUACGCCAUGGUUACCUCCGACAGAAUAAAGUUCGGAGGCACCUACGAGUACCCAUGGGAAGCAUACUUUGCAGGCGAAAUGCUGAGAUACAUCGGUAUAUCACUAGUACCGUUGUUUAUGCUCAUCGGAUUAUGGAGAAAUAGGUCUACCAAUGUUAUUCAGAUGAUCAAGGAUUCCUUCCGGAAAGCUCCAACGUAUGGACCGUUGGAAAAGAAAGAUUUCCACGAAUGGAAAGAAUUUAGACAGUCUGCGAAAGUGCAAAGAGCGGGCCAAAGAAGGAAUUGGCUGCAUCACAUAGGAGUGGUCCUUUUUAAAGGAUACAAAACGGAUUAG